Drosophila guanche is the source of this 1834-nucleotide messenger RNA. RefSeq names its product putative odorant receptor 71a (gene Or71a). Gene Ontology annotation, molecular function: odorant binding; olfactory receptor activity. Gene Ontology annotation, biological process: sensory perception of smell; detection of chemical stimulus involved in sensory perception of smell. The coding region runs from base 524 to 1678 and encodes 384 amino acids. The transcript is spliced from 3 exons. NCBI's taxonomy places the organism in Eukaryota, Metazoa, Arthropoda, Insecta, Diptera, Drosophilidae. Gene Ontology annotation, cellular component: plasma membrane. The record is from RefSeq and is a predicted model, not a curated record.
AUACGAUGUGAGGAAAGUCAAUGGGCAAACCACUUGAGAUUCCCCGGCCUAAACAAAACAUUUCUCAAAUUCAUAAAAAUUUAAAUCCUGUGUUAACAAAAACAGCUAGACUGCACGUUGUCAAAAAACAUUUACAUCUGUGUGUAUAUACUCAUAUGUAUCUUCUUCAAAAGAGAAGAGAAGUCGUUGCCCUUAUGACAAAAAAAGAAACCAAGAAGAACUGGUCACAUAUUCAGCUACAAUCGCUUUCCUGCCUGGGAGUUUAUUUUUGUUUAAGGCUCAAACUUAAUUUCCUCCGAAAUCUUUGUUAUUUAUACAUAUUUAUCAAAAAAUGCACAAGUACCGUUCCAUAGCGGAUAUCGAUUUUCAUAUCAGUGGAGAGUGUGCUAAGUGAGUUUUAAUUGAAUAAGUCAAGGAGCCAGGACCGCCUCUUCGAUUAAGCAAUUAGCAAAAUCAAUUAAAACGCGCUUAUAUAAGGGGUUGUAUCGGCAUUCAAUGAAUCAAUCAAAGCUAAAACUUGCCCAUGGAUAUCGACCGAAUUCGUCCAGUGCGGUUCCUACUCCGCUUACUCGGCUGGUUUCGGCUCUGGCCCACAUCUGGGGGACCGAGGCCGCAGCGUGGCUGGACCAACUGGCAGGGUUAUCUUCUACAUUCCGGUUUAACCUUACUCUUCACUGUACUGUUGUGGGCGGAGGCUAUCCUUAGUACUGAUAUGGAGCACACGGUGGAUGUUCUGCUAAUCUCUCUCACCAUGACGGCUCUAGCCCUAAAGGUGCUUAAUAACUGGAGCUAUGCUCACAUGGCGCAGCGCAUCCUAACCGAGUGGAGCAGUGUGGACCGCUUUCGGCUGAAGACGCUUCAAGAAGUGGACAUGUGGCGCAACGAACACCAGCGCUUCGACCGCGUUGUCUGCGUCUAUAUAAUGUGUAGUGUGGGUGUCAUCCCCGUGAUCGUGAUACCAUGUCUGUUCAAUAUACCCAACAGGCUGCCAUUCUGGAUGUGGACCCCCUUCGAUUGGCAGCAGUCCGUGUCCUUCUGGUUUGCCUUUAUAUAUCAGGCGGUGGUGAUCCCCUUUAUAUGCCUGUGUAACGUAUCCAUGGAUCUCGUCAACUGGUACCUAAUGCUGCAUCUGUCUCUCUGUCUACGCAUGCUAGGUCAGCGCCUGGCUGCACUGAAUAACAGUGGUAUCCAGCAGGGCGAGGAUCAGCUCUGCACUGACUUAUUGGAUCUGGUGGCCCUCCACCAACGACUCAAACAGCAGGCGCUCGACAUUGAGAAAUUCAUUUCGAUGAGCACGCUGUUUCAGAUAUUAGUCAGCUCCCUGAUCAUCUGCUGCACCAUCUACAGCAUACAGAUGACUCCCGUCAUGCAGGAUCUGGGAAAGUUUGCAGCCAUGAUUCAAUAUUUGCUCUCGAUGGUCAUGCAAAUCCUACUGCCCAGCAUCUAUAGCAACGAGGUCACCAACUCUGCCGCUAAGUUGACUGAUGCCCUCUACAGUUCCGCCUGGCCAGACCUUUCGCCUCGUCUGCGUCGCCUCAUCCUGAUGUUAACAAUCUAUCUGAAUCGGCCCAUGUACCUGCGGGCCGGCGGCUUUUUUAAUGUGGGGCUGCCGAUGUUCACUAAGGUCAUUAAUCAGGCCUAUAGUCUGCUGGCCUUGCUACUCAAUAUGAACAAUUAGUGGAGGGGUUAGUUCUCACCUACCCCUGAAAAAACCAUUUUUGUUUUGAAUUAGCGAAGAGACUUCUCCGCUCGUUUGCAGAUUUUUUUUCGUCAAUUCUUGUUGUGCGAAAAUCUAAAAAUACAUAUUAUAGUAUUGCACCCAACCCAUACACUA